CAGGACAGCUGGUGGUGUUGAAUGUGCUCUCUUCCCUCUCCUCUCAUUCUCUGCCCUCCCUCGCUUCGCCGCCUCACACACACCCUCGUCUCGCACUCACACCUCCAAAACUGCUGCAGACAUGGAAGCUUUCGUUGGCAAAUGGGACCUCAAGGAUAGCGUGAAAUUUGAUGAAUACAUGAAGAAGCUGGGUGUGGGCUUUGCUACACGUCAGGUGGGAAACCUGACCAAGCCCACCACGCUCAUCUCAGUGGAGGGUGACGUGGUGACGGUUAAAACCCAGAGCACCAUGAAGAACACAGAGCUCUCCUAGCUCAAUGAGGAGUUUGAAGAGACCACCGCCGACGAUAGGAAAGUUAAGUCCCUUGUAAAAGUAGAGGAUGGGAAGUUGGUGCACACACAGAAGUGGGACGGCAAAGAGACCAGUCUGGUCAGGAGCGUCGAUGGCAACGCCCUCACACUGACACUUACAAUGGAGGAUGUCGUUUCCACACGUCACUACGUGAAAGCAGAGUGAAACCCAACCCUGAAACCUCCCUCCAGCAUCUACUUGCAUCAGUUAAAGCCGUGCACCCCCAAACUCCUUAACACCACUUGAACCCAGCCAAGCAAACCCUUUGAACGGCUACUACGGAUUGCCCUCAAUGUCAUUUUCAUACUGUAAACUCAGUAUUAACUUUUACUGCUGACUGUGACCUCUCUUUUCUUUGUUGUGGUUUGUUCUCUAAAGAUCCAGACCAGCAUUGUUUUUUAUGUGUUAUGCACGGUGGCUAUGUUAAACCUGGAAAAGUGUUUGAAUUUAAAAGUGUGCCUACUGAGGCCUGAACAAAAUUAAAUAAAAGUGUCUACACUGUUGAACCAACUUGUAAAACAAU
This is a messenger RNA of Cyclopterus lumpus (lumpfish), 875 nucleotides long. RefSeq names its product fatty acid binding protein 3, muscle and heart (gene fabp3). The record is from RefSeq and is a predicted model, not a curated record. Lineage: Eukaryota; Metazoa; Chordata; Actinopteri; Perciformes; Cyclopteridae. Gene Ontology annotation, biological process: fatty acid transport. Gene Ontology annotation, cellular component: cytosol; nucleus. Gene Ontology annotation, molecular function: fatty acid binding.